AUGGGGGAGCCACCGCCCAACCCUGACCCCUCUACCCAGAGUCCAAAGACUUCCCAAAAUUCAGACAGGCGCAGUCGGGAGGCCUCGCAGCCCCUGAUCACCAUCCUGGAGGAUGUGCUGCGCAGACCUCCGCAGCAGAGCAGUCAGGGCGCACCCCUGCCCGACAUCCCCUGGACACAGAGGGCCAGCCUGACCGAAGAUGAUAACCUGGCCGAGGAAGGCCCUGAGGGCGGCAUAGAGUACCAGCCCAGGAGCCCAAGCUACCCGGCUGGCUUUUCCUUGGAGUUCCCGCCGUCACAGCAGUUCUUCCUGGACGAGAGUGGGAUGAUGCAGCAGUAUCUGGAGGGCCAGGGCCUCUUCCUCCAGCAACUGGAGUCCACCUACCAGGACCCGGGCACCAACCUCAUGGGCCAGUUCAGCAUGUACCAGAGAGAAGACCAGCUGUUCGGCCAGGCCACCCAGCACGGGCCCUACCUGAGGGAUGACCCUGCCCUCCUCCUAGGGCCCUCUGAUCUGGGCUUCAUGCCCUUCAUGGGAGAGGUCCCUGAUCCCGAACCCCGUGAGCUGGCAGUGCAGAACGCCAAGGCCUACCUAUUGCAGACCAGUGUGAACUGCAACCUCAGCCUGUACGAACACCUGGUGAACCUGCUGACCAAGAUUUUGAACCAGAGGCCUGAGAACCCCUUGUCCAUCCUGGAGUCUCUGAAUCGCACCAUGCAGUGGGAAUGGUUCCACCCCAAGCUAGACACCCUUUGGGAUGACCCUGAAAUGCAGCCCACCUACGAGAUGGCAGAGAAACAGAAAGCCCUGUUCAGCAGGGGUGGCAGAAGAGAGGGCGAACAGGAAAUGGAAGAGGAGGUGACCGACAGCCCGGUGCCCAAUAUGAUGGAGACUGCAUUCUACUUUGAGCAGGCAGGCGUGGGCCUGAGCUCAGAUGAGAGUUUCCGCAUCUUCCUGGCCCUGAGGCAGCUGGUGGAGCAACAACCGAUCCACACGUGCCGCUUCUGGGGCAAGAUCCUGGGGCUGAGCCGUAGUUAUCUGGUGGCGGAGGUGGAGUUCCGGGAGGGCGAGGAGGAGGAGGUGGAGGAGAUGAUGGAGGGCGAGGUCUUGGAGGCUCACGGCGAGGAGGAGGGCGAGGAGGAGGGCGAGGAGGACGAGGAGAAGGUGGUGGACCCGGUGCCCAAGCCACAGUGGAAGCCACCGCCCGUCAUCCCCAAAGAGGACAGCCGCACGGGCGCCAACAAGUACCUGUAUUUCGUGUGCAAUGAACCGGGCCGGCCAUGGACACGGCUGCCGCACGUCACGCCUGUGCAGAUCGUGCAAGCCCGCAAGAUCAAGAAGUUCUUCACCGGCUACCUAGACACUCCAGUCAUCAGCUACCCGCCCUUCCCUGGCACCGAGGCCAACUACCUGCGCGCGCAAAUCGCGCGCAUCUCGGCCGCCACGCACAUCAGCCCGCUCGGUUUCUAUCAGUUCGGUGAGGAGGAGGGGGAUGAAGAGGAGGAGGGCGGCGCGGGACGCGACUCCUUCGAGGAGAACCCCGACUUUGAGGGCAUCCCCGUGCUGGAGCUCGUAGACUCUAUGGCUAACUGGGUUCAUCACAUGCAGCACAUCCUGCCACAGGGCCGCUGUACCUGGGUGAACCCUUUGCAGAAGACAGAGGAGGAGGAGGAGUUGGGGGAGGAGGAAGAGAAGGCAGAUGAGGGGCUGGAGGAGGUGGAGCAGGAGGUCGGACCCCCGCUUCUGACCCCUCUCUCGGAAGAUGCAGAAAUCAUGCACCUGUCGCCGUGGACCACCCACCUCUCAUGCAGCCUCAGCCCACAGUACUCAGUGGCAGUGGUGCGCUCAAACCUCUGGCCAGGGGCCUAUGCCUAUGCCAUUGGCAAGAAGUUUGAGAACCUCUAUAUCGGCUGGGGUCACAAGUACAGCCCAGAGAACUUCAACCCACCCCUGCCAGCACUGAUUCAGCAGGAGUACACCAGUGGCCCAGAGAUCAUGGAGAUGAGCGAUCCCACAGUGGAGGAGGAGCAGGCCCUGAAGGCUGCCCAGGAGCAGGCCCUGGCUGCUGCCGAGGAAGAGGAGGAAGAUGAGGAGGAGGAAGAUGAGGAGGAUGUGGAAGACUGAGCUCCCCAAGCUCCUUCCUACAGGCUUUCUACCUUCAAAUAGUUAGUUAUGAUUAUAUUUUCCUGUUGGCUGCCCUUGCAGGGCCUGGGUAGAGAGGACCGAAGCUGUGCUAAAUAAAAUUCCCCUAUGGC
Molecule: messenger RNA, 2255 nt
Organism: Nannospalax galili (Upper Galilee mountains blind mole rat)
Lineage: Eukaryota; Metazoa; Chordata; Mammalia; Rodentia; Spalacidae
Gene: Rsph6a
Product: radial spoke head 6 homolog A
Exons: 6
Coding region: 1-2124 (707 amino acids)
Biological process (GO): axoneme assembly; cilium movement involved in cell motility; cilium assembly
Cellular component (GO): axoneme; radial spoke
Source: RefSeq, a predicted model, not a curated record